UGGCCUCCAAGGCCUUGGGAAUCCACUGGGGCCCUGUAGCAGCCCCUAGGAAAAUUCCUUUUUUUUUUUUUUAAGAUUUUAUUUAUUUAUUUGAGAGAGAGAAUGAGAGACAGAGAGCACGAGAGGAAAGAGGGUCAGAGGGAGAAGCAGACUCCCCGCUGAGCAGGGAGCCCGAUGCGGGACUCGAUCCCAGGACCCUGAGAUCAUGACCUGAGCCGAAGGCCGUCGCUUCACCAACUGAGCCACCCAGGCGCCCCCUAGGAAAAUUCCUUGAAUUAACUGUGUCCCUAUUUUGUUCCUGAAGUUUCCUCCAGGAAGCCCUCUGACCACCAUCUAGGUCCCGGAAGCUGCUCAGCCUUGAACUCUGGGCAGACCCCACCCAUUCUUGGCAGGUCAACUUUGGGUAAAUCAACUCCCGCAGCUAUUAAAUGCGAGCCUGAAGCCCAGCCCAGACAGGAUAAAGCAACCGUAGGUCACAGGCCCCUUCCAAAGGCUUUUCCCUCCAGCUUGUAGGGGGUGCUGAAGGCAGCCCAGGGGUGAGGAAUGAGGCCUGGGUGGCCGCCUGCAGCCCCCACUGGAAUCCUCCCUGCCCCUCCCUUCCAGAUUAACUGAAACCUGCUAAUUGUGGCAGUCCUCUGCACGCUCCCCUCCCCCACCGCCGAUUUCUCCCUCCCUCUGCCUCCCCUCCCCUCCCCCUUCCAUCCGAAUGAUAAAGGGUCUGGCCCGCCAGGCCCGCCGGCCUCAGGCCCCCAGCCUUGCCUCACCACACUGCCCCAUUGCCUUGCCUCCACGGGGCCAGGCCCCUGCCCACGGUGCGUGUCUCCCCCUGCAUGGGACCCUGCAGCAACCCACGCCUGGGGCUUCCUGGGUCGGAGUCUUCCUCCCAGCCCCCCAAGAGAAGGAAGAAGAGAUACCUGCGGCAUGACAAACCCCCCUACACCUACUUGGCCAUGAUUGCCUUGGUGAUCCAGGCCGCACCCUCCCGCAGGCUGAAGCUGGCCCAGAUCAUCCGUCAGGUCCAGGCCGCGUUCCCCUUCUUCAAGGAAGACUACGAGGGCUGGAAGGAUUCCAUCCGCCACAAUCUCUCCUCCAACCGAUGCUUCCGCAAGGUGCCUAAAGAUCCAGCGAAGCCCCAGGCCAAGGGCAACUUCUGGGCAGUCGACGUGAGCCUGAUCCCGGCCGAGGCGCUGCGGCUGCAGAACACGGCCCUGUGCCGGCGCUGGCAGAGCAGGGGCGAGCGGGGAGCCUUCGCCAAGGACCUGGGCCCCUACGUGUUGCACGGCUGGCCCUACCGGCCGCCCAGUCCCCAGCCACCACCCAGUGAGGGCUUCAGCAUCAAGUCUUUGUUAGGGGACCCCGGGGAGGGGGCACCACGAAGCAGCCCAGGUCCAGCGGGCUCUGGGCACAGUGGGCAGAAGGUGAUGCCCACCCCACCCCUGCCCUCUGAGAGGCCUCUGUGGCCCCUCUGCCCCCUUCCUGGGCCCAGGAGAGCAGAUGCGGAGACUUCCCAGGGCGGAAGCAGCAGGCCCUCGCCCCUCUCCCCUGAGCACAGAGCCUGGCCCCUCCACUUACUGCAGGGCUCUCCAGAUCCUGGGGGGCUGUCCAGUGGGAGUCACAGGGCCUCGCUGUGGGGGCAGCUGCCCACCUCUUACUUGCCCACCUACACUCCCAAUGUGGUAAUGCCCUUAGCCCCACUACCGCCCACACCCUGUCCCCAGUGCCCACCUUCAACCAGCUCAGCCUACUGGGGGGUGGCCCCUGAAACUCAUGGCCCCCCAGGGCUGCUCUGGGAUCUAGAUGCCCUCUUUCAGGGGGUGCCACCCAACAAGAGCAUCUAUGAUGUGUGGGUUAGCCACUCCCGAGAUCCAGCUGCCUCCACCCCAGGCUGGCUCCUCUCCUGGUACAGCCUGUGAGGCUCCCAGGGCAGGGGAG
Molecule: messenger RNA, 1932 nt
Organism: Zalophus californianus (California sea lion)
Lineage: Eukaryota; Metazoa; Chordata; Mammalia; Carnivora; Otariidae
Gene: FOXH1
Product: forkhead box H1
Exons: 3
Coding region: 831-1913 (360 amino acids)
Biological process (GO): regulation of DNA-templated transcription
Molecular function (GO): DNA-binding transcription factor activity; sequence-specific DNA binding
Source: RefSeq, a predicted model, not a curated record